Messenger RNA from Salvelinus namaycush (lake trout), 2472 nucleotides. RefSeq names its product schwannomin-interacting protein 1-like. The record is from RefSeq and is a predicted model, not a curated record. Gene Ontology annotation, cellular component: cell junction; plasma membrane. The transcript is spliced from 7 exons. Lineage: Eukaryota; Metazoa; Chordata; Actinopteri; Salmoniformes; Salmonidae. The coding region runs from base 196 to 1710 and encodes 504 amino acids. Gene Ontology annotation, biological process: positive regulation of hippo signaling.
UUUCUCUCUCUCUUCCUCUCUCCCCUCCCUCUCUCUCUUUCAACCUCUAUCUGUAUGUCAAUAUCAUAAUUUCUCUUUCCAACCUCUCAUUCGUUCUUACCUCUAUUUAUAUCUCUUUUUCUCCAUUCCUCCUCUCUCCCUCCUUUCUCUCCAUCCCUCUUUCUCUCUCCACUGCAGGACUACCGGGAGGAUGGCAUGGACUUGGGGAGCGACGCCUCCAGUCGCUCCAGCUCCGAGUCCAACUCCAACAAGGUGACACCCUGUUCUCCCUCCUUAGACCUGGCAUGCCUGGAGGACUACAAGUCCUCCCCAUCCCCGGAACUGGCAACCCUGGAUGACUACAAAUCCUCCCCAUCUUUGGAACUGGCAACCUUAGAAGGGGACUACAAAUCCUCUCCCUCCCUGGAUCUGGCAACCCUGGAGGAUGAGGACUAUGAGGGGGAUGAGGACUACCAGGAGUACAAGAAGAAGGUGAUUGAGGAGUGGAAGAGCGAGUACGGGGACGACUACAGCUCCCAGCAGUCCCCUGGCCAGGAGGAGGGUGGGGUUGUGGUUGGUGCGCCAGGCGGAGGCUUCAGGAAGCCAGUGAACAGCCGCAGUCUGGCUGAGGAGUUCCAGGAUGUGAAGCCUCCACCCCUUCCUACUCACAGUGGACACACAGCCACCUUCGCUGCUGCCGUGCCUGAGGAACUGAAACAGAAUGGCAACCUGAUCCUGCCCCACUCCCCUACCAGGCCCCUACCCAGGGGCACGGGGGCCACCAAGCCCAGCCACAGGCGCUCCAGCCGGGUCAGAGGCGGCGUUGGAGGAGGGGGUGUUGGUGGAGGAGGGGGAAUAGGAGGACGGAUGGGGGGAUACAGAGAGGAGGAGAUUGUGGAGGAAGAGUCUCUGCCCACCAUGGACUGGGCAGCUCUGGAGAGACACCUGGCGGGGCUGCAGAGCAGAGAGCAGGAGAACCAGAACCUCAAUCACAACCACAGCCUGGGAAAGACCGCCUACACCUCAGCCCAAAAGAAUGAGAGGGAGUCCAUCCGGCAGAAGCUGGCCCUGGGUAGUUUCUUUGACGAUGGGCCGGGUAUCUAUACCAGCUGCAGCAAGAGUGGCAAGCCCAGUCUGUCCUCACGGCUGCAGAGUGGGAUGAACCUGCAGAUCUGUUUUGUCAACGACAGCGGCAGCGACAAGGACAGCGAUGCAGACGACAGCAAGACAGAGACCAGUCUGGACACACCGCUGUCCCCCAUGUCGAAGCAAAGUUCGUCCUACUCUGACCGGGACACUACGGAGGAAGACAGUGAGUCUCUGGAGGACAUGGACUUCCUGAGCAGACAGAAGAAGUUGCAGGCCGAGGCUAAGCUAGCCCUGGCGAUGGCCAAACCCAUGGCCAAGAUGCAGGUGGAGGUGGAAAAACAGAACCGCAAAAAGUCCCCUGUGGCAGACCUGCUGCCCCACUUGCCCCACAUCAAUGAGUGUCUGAUGAAGAGGAGCCUGAAGACUACAGACCUGAGGGACAUGACCCUGGGACAACUACAGGUUAUAGUCAACGACCUGCACUCCCAGAUAGAGAGUCUGAAUGAGGAGCUGGUGCAGCUGCUGCUGAUCAGGGAUGAACUGCACAUGGAGCAGGAUGCCAUGCUGGUGGACAUAGAGGACCUGACUAGGCAUGCUGAGAGCCAGCAGAAACACAUGGCUGAGAAGACACCAUCCAAAUGAGACACCCCACCCAACCUCGCCCCCUUCCCAUCCCUUUACUCCACCCCUGCCCCACUUUGGUCCCCAUGCCCUGCCCCAUGUCUCUCGCUGCACCCCCUCUGCCUGCCCCUCUCACCCUCACCCAUGGUGGCAGCAGCCAGAGGAAGGCCACCCUUUCAUUUGCUUCUGUGGUUGUCCCAGCGCUAAAGACAGAGCAUUUCCUGCUUCCUGGGAGAAGAGGAAACUGAUUGUGUGUUGUCAUGGAUACUGUCCCCGGCUUCCUGUGCAGUGAUCGGCCUUGCUUCGCUAUUGUUUAUUUUUAACUUUUUACAUUCGCCACUAAAUUAUAACUGUCAAUACAAAAUGGUGGAGAAAAAAAAUAAUAAUAGUGAGAAAUUAGUAGAAAGUCAGUAAAAAAAAAGUAAGAAGAAAAAAACAUUGUAUAAAACUACGAAGACUAAUUUCAAACCAUUUUAAGUUGGAAAGUAAUUUUUAAGUAUUUCAAAGUUGACCUCUUUUUAUUCUGCACAAAUGGUAGUUUUCAACUGAGAAAUGUUUAUUUGAAGGUGCUUAAAGAGUGUAAAGGAAACAUGCCUGCCUUGUAGUGGAGUUGUAGCUUUUGGUAAUACGCUCACUCUGAUCGGUCUUCAACAUUUUGUGAAUGUUGAUUUUCUGACACUUUAAAUGAAAUGAAUAAAUGUGUUAAUAUCAUUUUCAUCCUAUUGUAUUCAGAAUUUUUAUUUGAGGGAAGAAAUGUUUAUGUACAGAUAUGUAAAAUAAAAA